AUGCGAUUAUAAAUAAAUACAAAUAAGCAUAACGUGUUUUUUCCGAAACAACAAAAUUAAGAAAAUUGUAACAUAAUUUUCAAGAAAAAUCGAUAAUUUUGGUAGCACUGCACGAUAAUUUCUUCAUCGGAUGGUGGCAACACUGAGUGUAAUUCACUCCUGCUUCCUGGCAAUUCUUUCUUUUUCUUCUGUGCUCCUGCUAAGUAGGUUGUGGAAAGAAAAUAGCCAUUAUCCUCUUCCUCCAUGAUAUCCACCAGUUGACACCACAGUAGGACUAACGAAAGAACCUUUUAUCUAUGUUAUUGAAGCCCAUUUUUCAAAAUAAUUUAAGAUGAAUACUACAAAAUUUAAAAAAUAUUUAGAUGCUCUUAGCAGAGAAGGAAACAGCAACAACAUUUUGAAGUUGUUAAACAAAAUACGGAGUUUUGUCGAUUGGCCAAAACACAGUAACAACAUUAAUGUAUUACGAGAAGAUACAGUCUACUUGCAUCAGUUGUUGAAUAUCUUAGAAACACAACAAGGCAAGCCGAAAGGCAAGCAUAUUAUUGACACGUGUCUUAGCAUUUUAGGGAAUUGUGCUAUGGAGAAGUACUUUGCAAGGGAAAUGUAUCAGAUAGAGGAUAAUGUAUUGUCAGCUCUUAACCAUGUGUUAAAAUGUUAUCCGAAAGAAGACAGCAUAAAUGGGAGAGUUUUUAGAGUGCUGGGAAAUGUAUGUCCGCAUAUGGAAUCUUGGACUGAUGUAAUCAUUCAUAUAAAGCCACAGAUUAUCACCCAUUUGUUCAAAGUAUUAUCUAGAGCCACUAAAAAUACCGAAUUAAAAGAAAAUCCUUCUGAAGCUACUAUCCUGAUGGCGCUCAGAAUUUUAAAAUAUGCGAGUAUAACUAAAAAACAACAGCUCCUCAAGACGUUUCCAGUUUUAAAUACAAUUGGUUCUCUUUUCAUAAAAUUUAGUCAAGAAUGGCAAGGAAGCCUGUUAGGCUUUCAAUUAUUAGAUGAAACUGUUUUGAAUUCUUUAAUAACAAUAAUUUACCAAUUUUCAGAUUUAGAGGAUUAUUCCAUAAUAAAAAAAUUAAAAUCUACUACUAACGGAAACGCUUUAAAAGAACUUGUUAACGUUUUGCUACUAUGCCCGAGAACGAUCAUAAAAAUUAUUAUGAAUUUCAUCACUAUUAGCAAGUUGAAUUCAGAUUUACCUGUAAUAGACAUUUGUAAUAAAUUUAUUGACACAGUUGUCAGAAAUAGGAAUAAAAAACGUUAUAAACUUGAAUGUGUAGAUUAUAUCAAAUGCUUAUGCUACCUCCUGGAUCAUCCAGCGAAUAAAACUGCUAAGCAAUGUGGAAAAACUAUCUCCGUACUAAUUCAGGCUCUUGAAAAAUUAAACCAGCCUACAGAUUUAGAGCUUGAAUGCUGUGUUCUAUUGUUUAACGCCCUAAAUAAAUGUCAGUAUGAGGAGUAUCUUGUCCAGGAGCAGUUGCGAUGCAAUAUUUUGGAUGUCGUAUUAAAAAAGUUGGAAUGGGUUGUAGACAACACAGUUAUGAAUACUCAUGAUUUUAAAAUUGUGUUGAAACGGAAAUUGACGUUUGAUGAUGCCGAAUUAUAUCCUGAAGGGUCGUUUUCUGUGAAACGGAAAUUGUGUACUUGUUGUCUCGAGGUUUUAGAUUUGAAGAAUUUUGAUUGUCCUAUGUGGCAUGGUACUCCUGCUUCACAACGAUUAGCGUGUCCCAGUGAAGAUAGUGAAGACAAUGAUUAUGAUGAUAAUUAUUAUGAUAGCGAUGAAGACCAUGAUGAUGAUGUUGAUGUCAAUGAUGAUGAAGAUGACGAUGAAGACAAUGGUCAAAAUCCCGUUUCUAUCGACAAGGAACUUGGCUAUUUUAUAGUUGUUAAAAAUGAUAGAAAGCUUAGUCCAUGUCCAAGUACAGUUAGCGAUUAUGCAAAUUUGUCUUGGGCAUCACCAUGUUCUAGUCCUCGAUCGUUAGGCAACGAAGCCGAAGAUUCUGGUGAUUAUUCGCCAGUUUCCAGUGAAGCGGAUGACACGGAAAAUCAGUUAAAUACAAAUGAAUCUGAUGGAUCUGUAGAAAUAGAUGAACAAUACGAGCGAAUUCAUGGAACUUUGCCAGAAUAUACUACAAAUAGAUUGAAAUUAAGUCUGAUAUUCGAAAUAACAAAACUAGUCAGAUCGUUCAUCAAAAUCUGCCCACCCAUAGCUCAGUUAGGAUCCGAAAAAUUACUUAUCGCUCUAUUAAAUUGUUCAGAAUUUUUCAAUACACAAAUGUCGACGUACCCUACGGUAAACUUAGUUUGCGAUAUACUACAUAGCCCAAUCUACUUGAAACCCCUAUUGAAGACUGACUUUAUUGAGAAAGUUUACGAUUGGACGAAAUGUGUUCAUUCGGAAGCAGAUUGCGUAACUUGCAUGGAUCAAUCGUGUACCGGUAAAAUGGUGUUGAAGAGACUUACACAUCUUGCAAAGAAUGGAACGGGGAAGCAGUAUAUCGAGAGCAUGAUGCGUGCUGGACGAAUUCAACAUAAGAAGCAAACGGUGCUGAUAUUACCGUACAUUAUAGAUGAAAAAAAGACUCUCGCAGAUAUAUUAUUAACAAAAGGAGGGUUAACCCUUUUGAUGCAGCUGUUAAAGGAAGAUUCGGAUUUAAAAAGACGGGUCAUUAAAACACUGAACGUGUUAUCGGCCAAAAGACUGGAAAUAGCCAAUCCUAAAAAAGUUGCCAUAGACGUAGCCCAUACAUUAGCAACGUUCAGUUCUCAACGAUCAGACAAUCAGACGUCUGUGAAACUAGUGACUUUUAAAUUAGAUGAUGGUCAACACGUGAAAGCUGAUAGAAAUUUAUUGAUGGAAAAGUCUGUGUAUUUUACCAACUUGUUGAGCGGAUCUUUUAAAGAAGGUAGUGAAGACGAAGUAUGUUUACAGGAUGUUGAAUUCAGGACUCUGAAUUGUCUAUUGGACUUGGUCGGAUCGGUAAAUGAGAUUAGAAAAAUCGGCCUUGAUACCUUACUCGAUGUUAUAGCUUUAAGUGAUAGAUAUUUAAUGAGUGACAUUUGUAGCCUCGUUACUAAUUACGUGAAAAAGUAUAGAAUGUCUACAAGGAAUGUUGCGGAAAUUUAUAAAUGGUCCUUGGAAUCGCGAUUGGAUUUGCUACGAGUUGAAUCGAUAACUUACGCUUUAGUGGUCGAUGUCUGUGAUCGUUUACGAUUCGACAUAUUUAAUACCCUGUUUAGCCUCGGACACAGUGAUGAUUUAGUCAGUGAUAUUAAUAAACUUAUAGAAAGUUACCUUAUUUCGUAGGUAACUGUAUCCUUUGUUUUUUAUUGUUCUCGUUUUGUUUAUUGUUCUCGUUUUGUUUAUUGUUCUCGUUCGAUUAU
Messenger RNA from Psylliodes chrysocephalus, 3378 nucleotides. NCBI's taxonomy places the organism in Eukaryota, Metazoa, Arthropoda, Insecta, Coleoptera, Chrysomelidae. The record is from the annotation of a GenBank genome assembly.